Molecule: messenger RNA, 828 nt
Organism: Paramecium pentaurelia
Lineage: Eukaryota; Ciliophora; Oligohymenophorea; Peniculida; Parameciidae
Source: the annotation of a GenBank genome assembly
AUGAACAUCUCAUAAGAAAUUUUGGGUUAAGGAUUAACUUCCGAUGUUAAAAAAGUAUAGAUCAAUAAAAAGGAAUAUGCAAUAAAAUUAUUCAAAUAAACUCGUUACUUAUCAUAAAUAGAAAAAGAGAUUAAUAUUCUUUCUUAAAUCUAACAUUUAAAUGUUGUAAAAUUUAUAGAGGGAAAUCCUGAGAAAAAGUUCAUGAUAAUUGAGCUUUUACAUUAAAUGGACCUCUUUGACAUUUUAGUAAAAAAAAAGAUGCCCUUCUAAAUCGUUUCUAUUAAAUACAUAAUUUAAUAAUUAGCAGCAACAAUCAAAUAUAUUCAUAAUUUGGGUUUUGUGCACAGAGACAUCAAAUUAGAAAAUAUUCUAUUUGAUAAAUAAUUAGAAAUUAAGAUCUGUGAUUUUGGAUUUGCUGAACCCCUGGAAAAUCAAUUUGUUAUGAGGACUUCUGGUACAGAUGGAUAUUUGGCGCCAGAGUUAUAAAAUGAAGGUGUAAUACACACUAAAGACUUACCUAUAACAGAAGUUUUUUCAUUAGGAGUAUGUGCCUUCUAAUUGGCAUUUAUCCAUCCUCCAUUUAGAAAAAGUACCAAAGGUUGUGGAUUUUGGAGAUUGAUAUCUAAUAACGAAUGGGAUAAAUAUUGGUAGAAGAUUGACAAAUAAAAUUAAUAUAAUGAUGAGUUCCGAUAACUUAUUUAAGGUAUGUUGGAGUCUGAUCCAAAAAAGAGAAUGACAAUUGAUUAAGUAUUAGAACAUUAAUUCUUACUUGGUGGAUGCAAAGAAACAUUUUAAUAAGAAGUUUAGGAAAGAUUGAAGAUAGAAUGA